AUGAGUAAUCGAUCUCAUACUCGUUGGGGUGCUCGACAACCACCGCGUCGAGGUGGCGGUGGCGGCGGAGGUUAUGAUCAAAGUUAUGAUGAUUACGGUUACAACCAGCAACACUAUUCUGCAAGUGGCUAUGAUUAUGAUCAGUAUGAUCAAUCUCAGUCAAAUUAUGACCGGGGUUCAGCGUCAUCCAAGCGUUAUUCAUCGAAUCGCAAUAAUUACGAUGGUGGAAAUUACCACUACAAUCCUCCACCACGGCAUGCAAAGGGGAACUUUGUUGAAAAUCAGAAUCAGAAUCAGAAUUACAGCAAUAAAUCAAAUACACCAGCAACGAAGAAACCGUCAAAGAAGCAAGAACUUGAGUCAACUCCUGUAGUGCCUGCCAAACCAGAAGAGACAGCCACCGAGACACCAUCACCACCAGCACCACCGCCUCCAGUGAAGCCAGCAGAUGAAACGCCUGUUGUCGCAGGGCCUGUCGAAGAAUCAAAGCCAGUAGAAGUACCUGUAGAAGAAGCACCGGUACCAGAACCACCUCCUGAAGAAAAUCUUGAUUUACUUCGGCAGCAAGUGGCAAGCUAUCUAGCUGAACGACAAGAUCGUUUGAAACAGCGACAAGAACUCCGUGAGCAAAACAUACAAGCAGAAAAGAAACGUCUCAAUGCUGAACAACAAGAAGCGGCAAUGACACGGCUAGAUUCAAGUAUCAAACGUAUUCCGCCAUUUAUCAAACGUCUCCGAACAUUAACUGAACAGCAACGUGAUGCACUUUGUCGAGACAUGCAGGGAUUAAACUUAACGCGUUAUAUAUCCGAAGUUGCAACAGCGUUAACCGAAGCGAAAUUGAAAAUGAGCGAUGUUUGGACAUCCGUACAGAUUUGUUCGUUGUUGCAUCAACGUUAUCCAGAUUUCUCUACGACACUCUACGAUAAUUGGUUAAAAGUUUUACAGAAAGAAACGUUAGCUGAUAAUUUGUCGAAAGUUCGUGUCGAUUUACGUUUAUAUGCUGAAUUAAUCACUGUACAUGUUUUACCAAUUCAACAAUCAAUCAAUCAUCUUCUAUCAAUUUUAACAACGUUAAUCAACAACGAUAAAGACUUUUCCAAUCUAACUAUUUUGAUUAGUUUCUGUCGUCUGUGUGGAGAAGAUUAUGCUGAUAUAUUUUCAAAUAAGAUACGAAAGUUAAUAACGAAAUUGGAUGAAAAUAUCGAAGAAACGAACAAGAGUAUGUUUCAUUCGAAUGAAUUAAAACAACAAAUUCGGCAAAUGUUAAAUGAUUAUUUUCAAAAGCUGUCCGUUUACCUUGUCGAUGAACAUAAACAAUUGCAAAAACAAGAUCAAUUGAUGAAACGCACUAUGGAAAAUCGGGGAGAAAUCAGCCAAGAGAUCAAAGAUAAAUAUGAACAAGCGAAUACCACAUUUCAGAAAUUAUUACAGAAUACAGAAACAAUGGCCGAUUUGCUCGAACAAGUGAUGCCGGAACUACCGAUCGAGGAAGUUACUAAGAAGACCAGUGAUCGUACUGGAAUUGAUUUCUAUAUACCUGGCCGAUCGGAUGACGAUCUCGGCGGAAAUACAAUGUGGGAAGACAGUGAAACGAAGCAAUUCUAUGAAGAACUUCCUGAUUUGAAACUUUUUCUUCCUCAUUACGCAUAUCGCGAACCACUGACACCAGCAACUCCAACAACAACAACAACUACUACAACUGAAGAAGCCGAUACACUCGAUUCGGUACAAAUCGAACAAGAAAUUGAAAAAGAAGCAUUAGAAGUCACAUCUGCAGCAGCCGAUGCCGAAGAAGAAGAUACCACAUUGGCUGAUAUCGAAGAUGGACCCGAGGAAGAUGUUGGAGCAAAUAAUAUCAAAUUGAUGAUGGAUGUUUUUGUGACUCAAUUACCAUCGUGCGUUAAUCGUGAAAUGAUCGAUAAAGCAGCGCGCGAUUUUGCAACAAAUCUAAAUACCAAGCAGAAUCGUAAACGACUAAUAAAAGCUCUAUAUACAGUUCAACGAACAUAUUUACAUUUGCUACCGUUUUAUUCGCGUUUAAUAGCUCAGUUAACUCCCGUGAUGCCUGAAAUUGGGAAUGAAUUAGUUCGCUUACUGAAAAAUGAAUUUCGUGCUCAUAUUAAACGCAAAGAUCAAAUUUACAUUGAAUCGAAAAUCAAAACUGUCCGUUUCAUUGGCGAAUUGGUGAAAUUCAAUGUUUUUCCCAAGGCUGAAGCAAUCAAUUGCUUGAAAACAUUGCUAAGCGAUUUUCGUCAUCAUAAUAUUGAAAUGUGCUGUAAUCUUUUGGAGACAUGCGGCCGAUUUCUUUACCGCAGUCCGGAUUGUCAUCGACGAACAGAAAUUAUUCUUGAAAUCCUAAUGCGGAAAAAGGCAGUGUUGAAUUUGGACAAUCGAUAUACAACACAAAUCGAAAACGCUUAUUAUUAUUGUAAUCCGCCCGAAACUCGAGAAAUUGAGAAGAAAAUUCGAUCACCGAUACAAGAAUACUUGCGGCGAUUACUUUUCAAGGAUCUGAAUAAAAUGUCUACCGAAAAGAUUCUUCGACAAAUUCGUAAAUUCAAUUGGCUUGACGCAGAAUUUCGUUUCUAUGCAAGCAAAUGUUUAGCAGCGCCAUACAGCAUGAAAUUCAAUUCGAUUCAAUGUCUCGCCAGUAUACUCUCUGGUCUAUCUCAUUUCUAUGAUGAUGUAGCAAUUGAAGUACUUGACAAUGUGCUUGAUGAUAUUCGCUUAGGUCUUGAGAUCAAUAUUCCAAAAUUUAAUCAACGUCGUUUGUGUAUGAUUAAAUAUCUCGGUGAAAUGUACAAUUAUCGAGUUGUUGAUUCAUUGAUUAUCUUUCGUACUUUAUAUUUAUUAAUUACGUAUGGUGUUAAUCUUGAUAAUUCGGAGCCAAAUGAAAUUGAUCCACCUGAACACUUAUUUCGCAUUCGACUUGUUUGUACAUUACUCGAUACCUGUGGCCAAUACUUUGAUCGGGGUACAAGCAAAAAACGACUUGACUGUUUUCUCAUCUAUUUUCAAAGAUACUACCAUUUCAAAAAAGAACAGCCGAUCUGGAAUGCUGUAACGUAUCCGUUUCCACGUGAAAUCCAAGAUAUUAUGGAUGAAUGUGUUAUGGAUCUAAGACCGAAAUUUAACAGAGCCACAUCGUAUGCUAAAGCUUGUGAACAAGUAGAAAAUAUGGAGAAAGAAUUUGUCGGUUUGAUUAAUGAACAGCAAGCGAAAGCAGCUGCGAAAGAUGCGACGAAUCUGUCACGCGAUGUGAAUCUAGCACCAAUUACUGAAGAUGAUGAACAGCCAACAGAAAAUACAAAUGACGAUGAAUGUUCCAAUGUACCACGACGACAAGAUGACGAAGAGGACGAGGAAGAUCGAGAUGAAGAGGAAGAAAACGAAGAUGACGAUGAAGAAUGCCACGCUACUGUGCGUGUUCGCCGUCCGCGACCAAGUGGUGGCAGUGCUGAUCGUACGAGUGGUGGUAGUGGUGCUGAUGAAGAAUGUUUGGAUACAGACGAGAAUGAUCUCGGUGGUGGUGGUACUUUUGAUGAUGCGAAUCAGAAUGGCCGGAAGACUUCCACAGAACGUGAAAAAGUCGUCAGCGAAGAAGACAAAGAUUUUAUGAAAGCAUUCGACGCACUUGUUGCCGAAUCGGUUGCUCAACGUACUAAUGAUAUGACGAAAAUUCCGGCACCGGAUAUUCCGAUACCAGUUCAUUUGCGGAAGAGUAAACUGCCAUCGACGACAAUGAUGAAUAUUUCACAAAGCGAUGGCGACGAUGAAAGUGAAAAUACCGCUAAAAAAACAGAAACAGUUAAUUUUGUUGUGAUGCUCAAGAAGAACAAUCGACCACAGUUCCAUAACAUGGAAGUUUCAAGCACGUCUGAAAUGGCGCUACGUUUGAAAGCUCGUGAACAAGCUGAUCGGGAAGAAAAAGCUCGUUUGAAAAUACUCACAUUGAGCAUGUCAACACGGAUGGAACAACAAGAAACUGAACAAGAAUUGAUGAUGAACGCAAGCAAUCGUUCAGCAAUACCAUCAGCUGCCAAUCUAAAUCGAGAGAAAAAGCAGAAAUACAUCCCGCCUAAAGGCGUUCCAGAUGUUGAUCUUAUAUUUGGAUCGAAAAAACGGUGA
This is a messenger RNA of Adineta ricciae, 4131 nucleotides long. Lineage: Eukaryota; Metazoa; Rotifera; Eurotatoria; Adinetida; Adinetidae. The record is from the annotation of a GenBank genome assembly.